AUGCCUCUCCCACAGAAUACCGUCGCUGCCCUUACGGCACUGGUCGACAAGGCCGUGGCCAACCCCACGACCGACAUUCCUGGCGUGGCUGUCGUAGUGGUCGACCGUAAUGGCAACGAGUUGUUUACCCGCGCCGCUGGCCGCCGCGGCGUGACGACGACUGAGCUGCUGACGCUCGAUAAUGUCUUUUGGAUUGCCUCGUGCACCAAGAUGAUUACGGGCGUGGCCGUCAUGCAGUUGGUCGAAAAGGGCGUGCUGCGGAUGGACGACAGCAGUCAGGUGGCCAAGCUAUGUCCCGAGCUGACUGGCCUGACCGUUCUGCUGCCUGACGGCACGACGGAGCCGCAGAAAAAUGCCAUCACGCUGCGCAUGCUGCUCACCCACACCGCCGGAUUUGGCUACAGCUUCUUCAACGAGCGGCUGCGUGACUGGUGGCUGCCCAUCGGCGCCAACGAGUUCUCCGGCCGGAUCGAGGAUAUGCGCAUGCCGCUGCUCUUCCAACCUGGCGAAGGCUGGGAAUACGGCGUCAACAUCGACUGGGCCGGCGUCCUGCUGGAGCGGGCAACCGGCCUCACACUCAACCAGUACCUGCAGAAGAACGUGGUCGGGCCGCUGGGACUGACGGACAUCAACAUCAUCCCCUCGGUCGACAUGCGCGCCCGUCUCGCCCACAUGCACUUCCGCCAGCCCGAUGGGAAGUUGCGCGUCCGAGACCAUCCGUUCCGGGUGCCUCUGGAGGCAGACCCUGAUGAUGCGGCCGCUGUGGCCCGUGUGUUUAAUAGCGGAGGUGCAGGCGUAUUUGCCAGGCCGCAGGAAUAUACUAAGAUCCUCGCCGUCCUGCUCAAUGACGGAACCUGUCCUCGCACUGGUGUUAAGCUCCUCGAGAAAGAGACGGUGAACACCAUGUUCACCAAUCAGAUCCCCCAGUUUCCCAACGCCGGGCGGCAAUUUAUCCCGGCUGCCAAGCCCGAAUACACCAACCCGAUACCGGAGCUCUACUCUGUCCCGGGGAGCCCGCCACAGGGAUGGGGCCUGACCUUUAUGCUCAGCAACGGUGGCGCGACGGGACGGUCUAAGUCUACGGGACAUUGGGCUGGCCUGCCAAACCUCUGGUGGUGGGCCGAUCGUGAGAACGGCGUUGCCGGCGUUGUCUUUACGCAGAUUCUCCCCUUUGUCGACAACAAGGUGCUCGAGCUGUGGGCAAAUGUCGAGACCGAAGUGUACAAAGCGUUAGCCAGUAGGGGUUGA
Molecule: messenger RNA, 1248 nt
Organism: Grosmannia clavigera kw1407
Lineage: Eukaryota; Fungi; Ascomycota; Sordariomycetes; Ophiostomatales; Ophiostomataceae
Product: beta-lactamase family protein
Exons: 2
Coding region: 1-1248 (415 amino acids)
Source: RefSeq, a predicted model, not a curated record